CGACGCUCGACGUCGUCCACGCCAAUCACCUCGCACUAGCCACCGACUUAGGGCGUCAGAUAACCACCAUGUCUGGCUGGGAGGUCCGCAUGUCCAAAUCGAAGGGCGUGCCCUACUUCUAUGAUCCCGCCACUAGCCAGUCGAGCUGGGAGCCACCCGCGGGGCUCACGAAGGAGCAGAUUGAGAACUUACCAGGCGCUCAAUAUCUUACUGGUGGCGGAGGCGAGCCGAGCAGGGUUCGCGCAAGCCAUCUGUUGGUGAAGCACCGCGACAGCCGCCGCCCGUCAAGCUGGAAGGAGCCUACCAUUACCCGCUCCAAGGAAGAGGCGAUCGAAAUCCUGCGCGGCUACCAAGCCCAGAUUGGCGGCAACCCCGACAAGUUCGCUGAGCUCGCUCAAGCGCACUCCGACUGCUCUUCGCACGCGCACGGCGGGGACCUUGGGUGGUUCUCGCGCGGGCAGAUGCAGAAGCCAUUCGAAGACACGACGUAUGGCCUCGAGGUCGGGCAGAUGAGCGAUGUGAUCAGCACGGAUAGCGGCGUACAUCUCAUUCUGCGGACGGGCUGAGGGACAGUCAGGCAGUGGAGUAUGGGAAUAGCAGCCAGGGAAAACCAAAAUACAAGGAAGCGCGAGAUCGUCGGCGCGAUGAAGGGAUGUACUUGUAUCUGGAAUGCAUCUUGAUGUCGAGU
Messenger RNA from Schizophyllum commune H4-8, 688 nucleotides. RefSeq names its product rotamase-domain-containing protein. Gene Ontology annotation, molecular function: peptidyl-prolyl cis-trans isomerase activity; protein binding. Gene Ontology annotation, cellular component: nucleus; cytosol. Bases 69 to 566 code for a protein of 165 amino acids. The transcript is spliced from 3 exons. Lineage: Eukaryota; Fungi; Basidiomycota; Agaricomycetes; Agaricales; Schizophyllaceae. The record is from RefSeq and is a predicted model, not a curated record.